Molecule: messenger RNA, 1074 nt
Organism: Ylistrum balloti
Lineage: Eukaryota; Metazoa; Mollusca; Bivalvia; Pectinida; Pectinidae
Product: probable palmitoyltransferase ZDHHC24
Exons: 1
Coding region: 1-1074 (357 amino acids)
Biological process (GO): peptidyl-L-cysteine S-palmitoylation; protein targeting to membrane
Cellular component (GO): endoplasmic reticulum; Golgi apparatus
Molecular function (GO): protein-cysteine S-palmitoyltransferase activity
Source: RefSeq, a predicted model, not a curated record
AUGGUAUCCCUUUGUCUCGUUUUUGGACGGCGUGUACCUUUCAGGGUUCGACUGAUGGCGUUUGGGAACUUGUUCUUCUGUUUUUACUUUGCGUUGAUGACCCUUAUCGUUACUGUGAUGUGUUGGUCGCAAAUACUACCCGACCUGUACAUGGGUGACAGAAACCGGAUACGCCGACAUCGGCUCUGUAUCUUAUUUACCUUCAUCAAUGCUGUCGGUAACUUCGUCCUGUGUAUCUUUACAGAUACUAGUAUUAAACGUGUUACCAAACAGAAACCCAAGGAUGAAAGCGCUGAAACGGGAAAACUCACCACUAAGCUGGAUGGACUAUCCACGACAAAUGAAGAUUCUCUGACCACUCAAGCGGAAAAUAGCAACUACAAGAAAAGACAUUUGUCGAAAAAUAGUCAUGAAAUGGCAAAGAAAAGAAAGCCACACGAGUCAAAAGGUAAAGGCGAAGGUAAGGCUAAACGUGACGUCGACAAAGACAGGAACUUUUGUGACACUUGUCACGUGACUCCCCCUCCAAGAUCCCAUCAUUGUGUAUUGUGUCAAACUUGUAUCUUAAAACGUGACCAUCACUGUUUCUUUAUGACAGUGUGUGUAGGUUACUUCAAUCAGAAGUAUUUCGUUAUGUACUGUUUUUAUAUGAUGAUAGGUACGUUCUAUGGAAUGUUUCUGAUUGUACUGUAUCUUAAAAAGCUAUUUAAUGUCACAUUUCAUGGUCCUCAGACGUUCCUUUUCCUCCUGCUUGAAAUGAUUGGAAAACUGACCAGUAACGCCCCAAUUGGAUUGGGAUACAUAUUCCUUGUCUGUCUGAUGUACGCUUGUUUAACCGCUGGACUAAUAGCUGCCGGUUUGUGGUUUUGGCAGUUACAAAUUACUUUGACCGGACAGACGACAUAUGAAGCCACGUCAGUUGGUGGCGGAAAAUAUUCUAAAUCAAAAAUUGAUAAUUUUCUGGAGGUUUUCGGAAAAUAUUGGUUUUUAACAUUGUUUAUUCCUGUGCCUAUUCGACAACCCCAGUAUGAAGAUACAUUUGUGAAAAGUACCGCUUGUGAUGGCAAUAAGUGA